AUGGGUCUCCAUCGUGUUGAAGUAACACUUUUGUGUUGUGUGUUGGUCGUGCUUGGAGUCUUACCAUUCUCUUCUGAUGCACAACUAGACCCUUCCUUCUAUAAUGCCACAUGUCCCUCUGUGCAUUCUAUUGUACGUGAAGUCGUUAGAAAUGUUUCUAAAUCAGACCCCCGAAUGCUUGCUAGUCUCAUAAGGCUCCACUUUCAUGACUGCUUCGUUCAAGGGUGUGACGCAUCAAUUUUGUUGAACAACACUGCCACGAUACUGAGCGAGCAAGAAGCUUUGCCAAAUAACAACUCAAUAAGAGGUUUGGAUGUUGUGAACCAGAUCAAGACUGCAGUGGAAAAUGCUUGUCCUGGAGUGGUUUCUUGUGCUGAUAUUCUUACCCUUGCAGCUGAAAUAUCUUCUGUUCUGGCUCAUGGUCCUGACUGGAAAGUUCCAUUGGGAAGAAGGGAUAGUUUAACAGCAAACAGAACACUUGCUAAUCAAAAUCUUCCAGCUCCAUUCUUCAACCUCACUCUACUUAAAGCUGCCUUUGCUGCUCAAGGCCUCAACACUACUGAUUUAGUUGCACUCUCAGGUGCUCAUACAUUUGGCAGAGCUCACUGCAGCGCCUUUGUUGACCGAUUAUACAAUUUCAGCAACACUGGCAACCCUGAUCCAACACUUAACACAACUUAUUUACAAACACUUAGAGCAAUAUGCCCCAAUGGUGGACCUGGCACUAACCUCACCAACUUUGACCCAACCACACCGGACACAUUUGACAAAAACUACUACUCCAAUCUUCAGGUUCACAACGGUUUGCUUCAGAGUGAUCAAGAGCUGUUUUCCACCACUGGUGCUGAUACCAUUGACAUUGUCAAUAGGUUCAGUAACAACCAAACUCUUUUCUUUGAGAAUUUCAAGGCUGCAAUGAUAAAAAUGGGCAACAUUGGAGUGCUAACGGGAUCACAAGGAGAAAUUAGAAAACAAUGUAAUUUUGUUAAUGGGAACUCUGCUGGGUUGGCUACUAUGCCCACCAAAGAAUCAUCAGAAGAUGGCUUAGUUAGCUCAAUCUAA
Molecule: messenger RNA, 1062 nt
Organism: Sphenostylis stenocarpa
Lineage: Eukaryota; Viridiplantae; Streptophyta; Magnoliopsida; Fabales; Fabaceae
Source: the annotation of a GenBank genome assembly